Molecule: messenger RNA, 1415 nt
Organism: Cololabis saira (Pacific saury)
Lineage: Eukaryota; Metazoa; Chordata; Actinopteri; Beloniformes; Belonidae
Gene: r3hdm4
Product: R3H domain containing 4
Exons: 8
Coding region: 146-910 (254 amino acids)
Molecular function (GO): nucleic acid binding
Source: RefSeq, a predicted model, not a curated record
GAAGCCACUAUCUGUUACGUAGCAUUAGCAUUUAGCUCAUCUGCCAAACACUCGCUCUUUUGUUCUUCCUUCCUUUUAGAGCUAUUUACACAAUCCAUACAUACACGGUCAGCGGGACCUUUGCAACUGUUUUUACUUGAAUAAGAUGGUCGUUUUGACAAAUAAUGACGAGCAGGAUUAUAUCCUGAUAGAGGAACGUAAAUGCACCUCACUGCCCUGCUCUCCAGCCAAGCGAGUGUCUCCUGCCAAAAAGAAGCAGUUUUACAUCAACAAAGCCAUUCGCAACUCUGACCUCACUCCCCGUGCCAAGGGCAAAAAGAGUCUCCGCCGACAGGAGAAUGCACUCUAUCUUAACAAUCUUCUUGAGAAGGAUGAGUGCACCAAAGAUGAUCUGGAGGUCUGCAGUAGCCCCGCCAUCCCGUCCAUCUUCACUGAGGCUUGCACCAAUGGAAACUACGUAGAGCCGUGGAAUGACUUCAUGAAUUGCUCCGGCGAGGAGCAGGAAAGGUUGCUGUCUCUUCUGGAGGAGGAACAGGCCAAGAGGAACACCAUCCGCCUUCUCAAAGACCAGAGAAAUGUAUAUUCUGUCUUCGCUGCUCACGACUGCUUCCAGAGAAUCGAUCGGAGGCUUCGAGUGACUCUGAGACGGAAACAAAUACCCAUGGGAAUGUUGGAGGUUCUUGAGGAAAACCUUCUGAGCUUCUUCAGGGCAGAGCCCAACUCUGUUUACACAACUAACCUGAGCAGCAGUUUUGAGAGGCUGCUGCUUCAUGCCAUCUGCCAGUACAUGGAGCUGGACUCUGCAAGCACCAACCACAACGGGUCCCGUCAGACUGAAGUGGUGAACAAACAGAAAGACUUUCUGCCUCCUGAACAUCUGCUGUCUGCAUAUCUGGAGCAGAUGAGCUGAGGCCAAGACCAUGUCCUGAUUCCCCAGUUCUUCCAGAAGAAGGCACAAGCUUUGUGGCAUUUAGGUACAAGUGCAGUCGGUUUUUAGUGUUUUUGGUCAGUUUAUGAAAUAAGUUUGCAUUAAUUCUAUCCACACGAGUAAACGCUGGACAUACUUUAUAUGCAUGAUAUUGGAAGGCUGCGACUCAGAUGGCCUGAACAAGCAUCUGAGGCUUAAAGUCAGGCAGACGGUCCUCAAAAUAACCCUUUAAAAAUGGACGUCACCUCUUCCACCAUCGUCACCGUCACAUGAACCGCCCACAGCAGCAGAAAUGUCCAAAUAUUUCUUUCUUUUAGUCCAUCCAGGUGUGUUUUCUGGUUUCAUUAUAGAGCUGCGUGGCUCAUUCUUAGCCAAAAUAUACAGGACUGUCUCAGAAAAUUUGAAUAUUGUGAUAAAGUUCUUUAUUUUCUGUAAUGCAAUUAAAAAAAAAAAAAAAAAAAUGUCAUAAAUUCUGGAUUCAUUACAA